CGUGAAUAGGAUAGUAGUUUACCACAGGACUUGGCUGCGCUCAGGAGUUAACCGCCUUCGUCCAGCAGGACUUGCUUCCGUUCCCCAGUGCAUUCUCACUAUCCGGCCCAUACAACUUUAUAUUUUCGCUGAAUACUUGUAACAUCUGUAAGGCUUACUUGCAGCCGCCGCGCCGCUUUGACGUUAUAGAAAAUGCGCCGGAAGAAGCAUAAGCAGACACGGCGUGCGACGAACUACUACCGCAUUAACUAUGGCUUUCACGAACCAUACAAGGUGCUGCUGGACGGAAACUUCAUUCACGCGACCAAGGCCCUAAACCUGGCCGACCUUGCCUCCCACCUACCCAAGCUGCUAGGUGGCGCUUGCAAGCUAUACACCACAAAAUGUGUAACCCGCGAGCUGCGCUCCCUGGGCCGCGACUUCACCGCCUCCGCCGACGCGGCGCACUCCUACCCGCUCCACAAGUGCGAUCACUGCCACUCGCAGAAGGAGGGGAGGGACGGGAAGGACAAGGAGGAGGCGAAGGAGGAGGGUGGCGCCAAGGGGGGUGCCAAGGGCGGCAGCAGCGGCUGUGUGUCCGCAGCGGAGUGCAUUCGGGCGGCGAUAGGCUCCCGCAACGAGGCCCACUGGUUCGUGGCCACCCAGGAUGCGGCGCUGAGGCAGGAGCUGGGCAAGAUCCCCGGCUGCCCACUCGUGUUCGCCACCGUCAACGGAGUGCACCUGGAGACCCCCUCCGAGGUCACCAAGCAGAAGGCAAAGGAGGCUGAGGCCGCCACCCGCUCAAUAGCGCCCCACGAGGCCGCCGCCCAGCCGCUGCUGGCCCCCGAGCAGCUAGCGGAGUUACGGCGGGAGCUGCUGCUGCACCGGCAGAAGCGGCAGCAGCAGGGGGCGGGCGGCGAGGGGGCGGUGGGGGUGCCGGCCACGAGUGCGAGGUUCCGAAGGAACAAGGCCAAGGGCCCCAACCCGCUGGCUGUGAAGAAGAGGAACCUCAAGAAGGAGGCAGCAGCGGCAGCAGCGGCAGCGGCAGCGGGGGGAAAGAAGCCGGCGGCAGCAGCAGCAGGGGGGAAAGCAGGGGGAGACAAGAAGGGGCGGGAGGUGAAGGGCGGAGGAGGCGGGGAUGACCACCAGCAGCCGCAGAAGCGGAAACGAAAGCGGGGAAAGGGGGCGGCGGGUGAGGAGGCGUAGUGUGGCGUUAGCGUGGAGGCUCUCUGGAGGUUAUGGAUGAUGGCUUUCGGGUAUGGAUUUCGGGGCGGUGAUGGAAAAGCGCAUGAAGAUCCUCGUUUGGCUUGGGUCGCGCAUUGUGUGAAGGAGUCUGAUGGACACCAACGGAUGUGUUGUUGCCUCCGGAGUUGUUCCACGUCAUGUGGGCGGAUGCGGGCUGUGACUUCCUCACAGGUCUCGAAGGUCUGGAUGUAAGCAUGUCCCCGGCCUCCCUGCUGCCUUCUGCCAUCCCGGAAUUACCGCCCCAAAGGAGGUCUCUAGCGCCCCGGUCAGCAUGGGGAGGCAACUUGGCAACAAGUCAUUCAGCCUUGACCCGGAUUUUGUUUUGCUUUCAUUACGGACAGGCCUUACAGAGGAGCAGAGGGGGAAGCCUGCCAUGUAUGAAAGUCCUUAACCUUGCAACCAUCACUGAACCAAGUACAUUUUAUACCCGUAGAUAGGACAAAAUAGGAUUUAGGAUAGGAUACCAUUCAUCUGAUCACUUGGCCAUGCAACACGUACACACAAUUUUGUGUUAAAAAGCUAAAUAACAUGAAGGUGCAGACCGUCCAGCACACACCGCCACCCAGCCGUCCGCAGGCCCAUCACACGCGCACUUGGACAGCAG
Messenger RNA from Astrephomene gubernaculifera, 1828 nucleotides. Lineage: Eukaryota; Viridiplantae; Chlorophyta; Chlorophyceae; Chlamydomonadales; Astrephomenaceae. The record is from the annotation of a GenBank genome assembly.